GCAAAUUCCUCUAAAUAUUUGCCUACUAGCGACAAAGCUCGCUCAAUAUUUUUUCCGUAAUCUCUGCUGUGUCCCUUUCAGUGAUGAUAUUCACGCCUUUUUUCAGCUGAGCCUCUCCCAAGGUAGAACCCAGCAGAUGAGGUAAUUUCAAAAUAAGUGGACCUCAAAAUGAUGUCCGAAAUGAGCGAUGAAAACCUCUACAGCAGUUCUGCUUCUGAUACAGACGAAGAUGAAUUUCACAAAUGGCCACGAGUCGAAAGAACAUCCAGAUUUUCGCUAGUUUUCUUUAUUCUCGGAGUUUCUCUGAUAGUGCCCUUCACCACAUUCGUUUGUGCGGCUGAAGAUGUGUUAGCAGGAACUAAUAAACCAACAGGAUUGGUGAUUAUAUCGUUAACAGCUCCUUCGUGCAUUCUCAAGGUAGUGUCGCUGUGUUUUCAUCAAGUGUCGUACGUCGCUCGCGUUUUCUUCACGGCCACAUUUGUCCUCGCAGGGCAGUUGUGUACAGUGUUCAUUUCCAACCUUGAAGGUCGCAUAGUGGGAGUUUGUUUGGUUUCUGUUGGAACAGGAAUUGGAGAAGUUUGUCUUCUCAUGCAAGCUGCAAAAAUGCUGGAAGAAGCUGCCCUAUGUUCGUUUAUAAUAGGAACCGGAGCUGGUGCAGUUCUAGGUGCUGCCUCUUACGUGGGCUUGACAGUCUGGGCCACAGUAGACCCAAGAACAGCCAUAUUGGUGUCCGCUAUAUGGCCGCCGUUGUUUCUCCUUUUGUUCACAGUUUCACGCGGAAAUCUUCAUCUCGUCUGCAAUUCACAAACUUCUGGGUCAAUAUCACGGUUUGAACGGCGAAACUUUGAAGUUGACUGUCGUUUAACUCCACGCUGGAGAGAAAGAUCUCUGUCGGUUUUGAAGUCUUGCCCUCAUUUGUUGGUUUUGUUCUUGGUUUAUUUUGGAGAAUAUAUUGUCCUUUCGGCAAUCCUGACGACGCUAGUAUUUGAAGGGACAGGCGUGGGUCCAGAAUUUGUUCCUAGGGGACAUUUUGAGCACUAUGUUCUGAGCACCAUGGUUGGAGAGUUCCUUGGUCGAACUUUUAUUUCCAUGCUUCGCGCCGUCGCGCCAGGAUUUUUCUGCAUUUCAGCCUCAGUGCUCGCGAUUUUUCCUCUUGCCCAGACCAUUUUCCUUUUACUAGCGACCUGGUACCGACUAGUUCCAGAGGUGUGGAUUAUUUGGCUGUUGUGCUUCAUUCAGGGCACAAUUUGUGGGAUGAUCUUCUCGAACUCGUACCACAUCAUUGCGAGAAGGUUCCUCUCGCAGCACGUCAUAUUCACUAUCACGCUUGCGUCUAUCUUAGAGACCGCUGGUAUUCUGACUGCGGGCCUGAUUGGCUGGCACAUCGAACCUUUGCUCCUCGGGCGCUGUAUUCACCAUUUUGGAAAUAGAUCGGAUUGUUUAACACGAAGUACGGACCCAAGUUUUUGGGAAUACGGGAAUAGGUUUAACUAUGAUAGCAGAACUGCAUUAUCGCUAUAAUUGAAAGAGGCGUGGAUAAUUAUUUUUAUACUUAAACAGUGAGAUAGUAUAGCUGGAAAAUAUUAUUUUAACUCCUUUAUUCCUGCAACGAUUACAAUUUUUUUGGGCACAAAUCCCGCGCGCGUUGCUCAGAAUUGAGUAGCAAAGGAAAUUAUUUGAGUA
This is a messenger RNA of Pocillopora verrucosa, 1683 nucleotides long. RefSeq lists its product as uncharacterized. NCBI's taxonomy places the organism in Eukaryota, Metazoa, Cnidaria, Anthozoa, Scleractinia, Pocilloporidae. Gene Ontology annotation, biological process: regulation of intracellular pH. The record is from RefSeq and is a predicted model, not a curated record. Gene Ontology annotation, cellular component: vacuole; membrane.